UUCAAGAAUAUAUUCUGUAUAAGCCAUAACAAGCUAUAGUCAGUAUUUGCAUGGUGAAUGUGUUUUAACCAUGUUUUUACCAUGUUUAUUGCAGACUCCUGGAUUUUGGACUGAGGAUGAAGGAGAGGUUAACGUGCACAAACGCUCAGCAUCAUGGGGCAGUGCUGACCAUCUCAUAGAGAUUGCAAAACUCCGUCAGCAGCUCCAGCGCAGUUUGCAGGGCAGCCGCAGUAUCAAGGAGAAAGAAGAAGUGAUGCAUCUGAAUCCGGCCCAGCCAAAGCGGCUCUCUGCUUCUUCAUCUGAUAUGGUCCGUUCCAGACCCGUCAUUUGUCGAAUGCCCAGCUAUAGUGACUGUGUUAACCAGGAGCUGGAGAACGUCUUCAUCUGUGAAGACUGGGGGAGAGAGGAGGAGAAGGCUUUGGAGGUGCGGGACGGCGGCCGCGCUCCUGUUCCUCCUCUUCAUGAUCACGCACACAUCUCCUGCAGUCCCUGUUACUGCUGCUCUCCUGCCGCCCACGCUGAGAAAGAUUACAGGUGUGGUUCACCUCUGCCUCAGUUUUCCAGCUCUCCCAAACCCAACAACAGUUACACGUUUAAACGUGAGCCUCCUGAGGGCUGCGAGAAAGUCAAAGUGUUUGAAGAUCUCAUGUAA
This is a messenger RNA of Sinocyclocheilus grahami, 652 nucleotides long. RefSeq names its product glucocorticoid-induced transcript 1 protein. Gene Ontology annotation, biological process: podocyte development. The transcript has 5 exons. Lineage: Eukaryota; Metazoa; Chordata; Actinopteri; Cypriniformes; Cyprinidae. The record is from RefSeq and is a predicted model, not a curated record. Gene Ontology annotation, cellular component: cytoplasm. Bases 71 to 652 code for a protein of 193 amino acids.